GCCCGCUCAACCCAAAAUUGAAAUCAAAAAACCAGUUUCCGUACCGAUCACAUUCACAUCGCGCGCGGCAAUAGCGUAAUCGAGCCGUAGUUUUUAUAAAAUUGUUAUUCAUGUUUUCUCACGUAGAUUAAAAUCUCAAUAGUUACAGUUAGUUAUUCCGCACAGUUUAAUUUAGGAAAUUAAAAACCGUACUUUGAAGAUACUACGGUACAGUUGUGAUUUCCAAGGUGUGUCGUGGUUCAAAUUUCGAAUCGUGAGUGAACUUUUGUGCAUUCACAUGAAAAUAGGUGUUUUGUUUGUUGCAAUAAGUUUGUGUGCAAAAGAGAUGUUGAGAAACUGUAAAAGAAGUUGAUUAAUUCAAUCGUUUGUGUUUGCAUUAUUUGAGUGAUAUUCCGUGUUUUCUACAAGUCCCAGUGAAGUAAACAUGGCUGGAACGCAAUCACGGCUUCACCGGACAACGAUCAGCCGUUCCUGAUGCCCAACCACACAGUUGUCGGAGUCAUGCAGCCAUGGCCUGCAACAAGGCCGUAUAUUCCAUAUUCAUAGUGAUUUUCGGCUUCAUUUGCUUCAUCGUUGGAGCUGUCGCAGUCGGACUCCCAAAUUGGGGGUAUUUUUUCAGCUAUGAUUCCAACUUACAAAUCUCUAUGCAGUCGUACUACUUGGAGAACCCCAGCUUUGAGCAAGGAUACUUCGGGCCAUGGAUCAUGUGCAAGAAGAUGUUCUACAACAGGGAGAAGUGUGGUCCGGACGUGUCGAAGUUCCGGCCGUCUGCGGCAGUCCACAUCGCUGGCGUGGUUGGUGCCAUAGGCGUGUCAGUGCUGGGCGUGUACUGCAUACUGUCCGUGCUUCAGCUGGCCAUGAUCUCGUCGAAGGAGCGCGUCGGCUUCAAGUACACGCACCUCAUGAUGAUGAAGCUGGCGCUGGCGUUGCUCGCCGUUCUGGCCAUGAUCUCGUCGACGGAGCGCGUCGGCUUCAAGUACACGCACCUCAUGAUGAUGAAGCUGGCGCUGGCGUUGCUCGCCGCAUUGCUGUCGAUAGCAGCAGCAGGCCUGUUUGCUGUCCAAGGCGAUGACGGAGGUUACUAUCUGAAGAGGGGCGAAGCUUUCUAUGUUCAGAUAGUGUGUAUAGUAAUCAACUCGCUGCUGUUCAUAAUGUCUUUAUACGACGUGUUAUUCUCGCGACGGGAAGGCGGCGACCCCACCAAUCCUACGGGGGAGACGCACAGCACCACCAUCAACAACCCCGGCUUCAAAGAAGGGAGAGGGAUAUCGAUGACAGACGCAUCGGGCAAGCCGUACAGUUCGAACGGCCACGGCAGCGUGGGCUCAGUUAACACGACGGCGACUACGCUCACUGGUCUAUCCGAUGCCAGCACCAUAACCCGUUCGCCGCUCCGCUCGUCGCUCAAGAAGCCACGCCCCCGGGAGGGUGAGCCGGGGCUCGGCAUACACAACCCUGGCUAUUCAGGCCACUCUCCCCCACUCAACAGAAACGGCAGCCAAAAGAAAGUGCGCAUACAAACACAUAGCACCGAAGUGUAAUAGUGCAGUGAAAGUGACUCUAAAUCAGUGCGGACUGAACUCGGUUACAAUCAGUGAUUAAGCAGAAGUUUUGAAGACUUUGGAACGUCAAUGAAAAUUUUAUUGGUAUGUUUACUGUGGGUGAACGGACAACUUUUUACUGCGGUGAAAUCCUAUGUUUUGUAGGCAAUUGGAUCAAGUUUGUACGCAAUGCGCUGAUACUGAAAUACAUAUAAAAUUCAAAAUAUUUAUGAAAGUACGAUUGCCAUGUGUGUAAUAAGUAUUUCAGUUUCAUCGCUAAUCAGUACAAACAUGUUUGUUUUAUAAAAGCCAAUAUUCUGCCAAACCAUAGAGAGAACUUGUAAUUUUUAGGUAAUUACCUAAAAAUUUACAAAAUGUUACGAUUUUUUUAAUUUGUGAUCAUAAAUAUUAAAAUAUGUAAAGAAUGUUUGUUGCAGUUGUUCCACAAGUAAUGGCUACUUUUUUAUUUAUACCUACUGUGUUAACAUUUUGUUUCCAAUUAAAAAUCGUAACCUAUAGGUGAUUCUAACUUAUUUCUGACACUGGUAUUGUGAGACAGAUCUUGUACUUUUGUUUAAUUACAGUUUUAAAAAGAUGACUAGUGCAAUUUUGAUGCCAGAGCAUAGUCAUUUAUCUAUGUUUUUAUAUCGAAAAGACAGAUUUUUAACUAGGAUAAUGUACAUUUAUAACUAUGAAUAUCUACAUAUCUCACAAUUAUAUUUUAUAUUUGACUUUAUGAAGUAUUCUUUACAAAUUAUUUAAAAAUUAUUGCACAUGAACAAAGUUCUUAUUACAUAUUUUAUGUAGUAUACAACAUAAUUAUACACAUUGUAUAUAGAUCAGCACAAAGUGUUGUAUAAACUAUAUUUUAUUGUUACGUCAAGCUUGUUGUAUAAAAUCACGCAAUUUUAAAUAUGACUUAUUUACAUUACAGGUAGAUACAAAUUUAAUUAGUUGCAAUAUAGUUAUAAGAUAAACUGAUCUAUAUUUAGAUAAGUAUUGUAAAUACACUUGGUAUUAUAAAUCUAAUUUAAAAAAGCCCACCAGACUUGUUGCAAGUCCGUCAUUUAAAAAUAUCAUAGAAUUAUUAUACCAUAUUUUGGUAUGAACACUUCUGUUUCCAUAUUAUAUUUUAUUAAUUCAUAGUCUUGUAUAUUGUAUAUGGGACAAAAUUGAAUAAGAAAACAAUUUAAAUAACUACACCUCUCCUGUCAAUUGGCACUCGGAAGGUGAUUCUCACUAUUUUUAAGCAUGUGUAAUCAGGAUAUCUCGUAAAAUUUUCUCAAUUUUUAUACCUCUGGUAUAGUGUGAUUCAGAAAGUAAUGUGCCUUGCCUUGUGUACCCUAACCUUGUGCCUUAUCCUAUGCCUCCUUGUAAUCUCUAAAAACCUUCUUAUUCAGUUUAUUUAUGUUAUACACUAGAAAUACUUAGGUUAUUAUUAUUUUUCAAUCCGUCCAAACUCUGGUCUUAAGGUUAUAUUAAAAACCUUAAAUUAGAUAUUUAAGUAGUUGUUUAAGAAUAAUAUGGGAUAAUCAGAUUGUUAUUAUUGUUAUAUUUUGGCUCCGAGUAAUGUUUUAUCCUUUUUAAGAGUUUUAUUCAAGUUUCAGUAUUGAAGUAAUAAAAUUAAUCAUGUUCUAUUGAACAUUAACUAUGCAUAGUCUAAAAUUCAGAAGACCCAUAAUAAUAUUAACAAUAUUACGGUAAUUCUUUGACAAGAGGAUUACAAGAGUAAUUUAAAAACAUUGUAUGUAACCAAUGGAAUGUAAUAUUCUAUCUAUACCAUAGUCAAGAAUAUUGAUGUAUUUGAUAAAUGGCAAAACUAUACACUGUACAUAAUCAAUUAUAUCAUAAUUAACAAACUAUUUAUAAUUAAUUCUCAAUUAGUUUCACCAAUGCACGUAAUAUUAAAUUUUACUGUGGUUAUAAAAAUAUAAUGUGUUAUACAGUGUGAGUCACGUUAAAGUGUACAUAUGAAAA
Molecule: messenger RNA, 3518 nt
Organism: Ostrinia nubilalis (European corn borer)
Lineage: Eukaryota; Metazoa; Arthropoda; Insecta; Lepidoptera; Crambidae
Exons: 9
Coding region: 510-1541 (343 amino acids)
Source: RefSeq, a predicted model, not a curated record